AUGCGAUUGAGUCAAUUUGAUUUCGAAAUAGAACACAGAAAAGGUAAAUUAAAUGUUAUUCCAGACGCACUAAGUAGGAUUCAAGUUGAUGCAAUCGCUACGCCAGCAACCAGUGAUGAGUGGUAUAGACAUGUAUACGAAGAUUGUCAGGCCAACCCUCGCAAAUAUCCCAACUUCAUGGUAAAAGACGAUAGAUUGCUUAGGUACUCUAAAAAUAAAUAUGAGUUAACGAAUGAGUUUAAUUGGAAGUUAGUGGUACCCGAGGAAGACAGGUUAGAUAUUUUAAAGAAAUGUCAUGAUGAACCAGUUAGUGCUCAUUUGGGUGUCUUUAAAACCCACAAGCGUCUUAGUCUUAAUUAUUACUGGCCCAGCAUGUACCGAGAGGUGAAAGAAUAUGUUAAAAAAUGCGAGAUAUGUAAACAAUACAAACCCGUCAACACGGCUAGACCUGGUUUAAUGGGAAACCCGAAGGAGUACUAUAACUUAAGAAAACGACAUGUUGAGUUAAAAGUAGGUCAGAUUGUAUAUAAACGUACCCAUUACCUAUCUAAUGCCUCAAAGAGAUUUACGGCUAAACUAGCACCAAAAUUUCAAAAAUGUGUCAUAACAGCGAAAUUAUCACCUUUAGUGUAUACCUUAGCCAGCAUGGAAGGUAAGACACUAGAUAAUUUUCACAUAAAAGACAUCCUUAAACAAGAUGACUAA
Molecule: messenger RNA, 705 nt
Organism: Parnassius mnemosyne (clouded apollo)
Lineage: Eukaryota; Metazoa; Arthropoda; Insecta; Lepidoptera; Papilionidae
Source: the annotation of a GenBank genome assembly